Molecule: messenger RNA, 365 nt
Organism: Amoebophrya sp. A25
Lineage: Eukaryota; Dinophyceae; Syndiniales; Amoebophryaceae
Source: the annotation of a GenBank genome assembly
AGUCGAUGUCGCGAGCAAUAGUUCGGCUUCGUUGCCCGCCUGCUCUACUAUCAGUUCUGGCAGUUGUAAAGCACAAGAAAAGCAGCAAGUUCAACAAAACUUCAUAGAGCAUCAACAUCGACUUUUACAACCAGGGAAGAGCAAAGAACUUUCCAAUAUUAAUUUGACCCAGGAUCAUGGUGUUGCCCUGAAUAAUCAUGGUGGCUCAACAUCGGCACGAUUAAAAAUUUGUGUCGCAGGUGGUGCAGGGUUCAUUGGUAGCCAUUUAGCGCAGCGCUUGAAGCGAGACGGGCACUAUGUAGUGGUGGCAGAUCGGCGGCGCAACGAAUUCAUGGCUGAACAGGGCUUUUGCGACGAGUUUCAUC